CCCAAAGCUCCCCACUUCCCUUAUUCUCCACUUCAUCACCCUCUCUCUCCUCUCUCUCUCUUUCUCUCUCUCUCUCAUCAAUGGCAACAAAACCGGCUGAAGAAGCUCUUGGAACCUUAAAAUACCAGACAUGGGUCUUGAAGGUCUCAAUCCACUGUGAAGGAUGCAAGAGGAAAGUCAAGAAAGUUCUUCAGAACAUCGAUGGGGUUUACACGACGGAUAUUGAUUCGCAGCAGCACAAAGUGACUGUGACCGGCAACGUGGAGGCGGAGACUCUACUGAAGAAGCUGCAGAAGUCAGGGAAGCACGCCGAGCUUUGGCCGGAAGUUAAGAAAUCGAAAAAGUCCGGGAAAUCAAAGAAUAGUAGUAAGAACAGUGAGAAGCAGCCCGCGGAUCAUAACCAUGAACAAGAUGGUAAACCGGAUAAAACCAACGGCGGUGAUGAUGCUGACGGCAGCGGUGAAUCCGACGCAGAGGGUGACGAAGGUAAUGAAGGUGGUGGAGAAAGCGGUGCUAGUCCUGCUGUUGGCGGUGGCGGCGGAAACACAGCAAGUACCGGGGCCAAAAAGAAGAAGAAAAAGAAGAAGAAGAAAGGGCAAAAUAGUAAUUCCACAAAUGGCGGCGGUGCCACUGCCAACCCCGGCGAGCACAAUAUUGGAGAUGCUCCGCCUCCUGCGGGCAGUAUUGGGCCGUAUAUGGCUGGUGGGCCAGACAUGACCCAACCUAUAGCCUCCAUGAAUCUUGGCCCACCAGUUCAGCAUGCGUACCCCGGCCCGUACCCAACAUCAAUGUACUAUCCGCCCCCAACGUACGGGCUAAGUUACAAUACGGCGUACCCUACCAGUACAAGUACCUCAUACUAUGCUCCUGAUCCCAUGCAUACUGCCACUUAUUCUCAUCCGGGCAUGUUCUCGUUUGCUCUGCCGUCCGAUUCUAUCAAUGACGAUGAUGAAGACACGUUCGUUGACGAUGAAGAUGAAAUUGGGUGCUACAUUAUGUGAAGAUUAUACGAGAGUCCGUAUGUAGAACUAGCGUAUAUAUACUAGUAUAUAUGGUGUGUACUUGGGGGAGGGAGGGAGGAUAAAUUUUGAUGUACUUAUAAGGUGUGUUUGUUUGCCUUCACUAAGUUUUACGGGAUUGGACCGACUAGAUUAAGAAUUAAUAUAGUCCAGUUCGAAAUAAUCCAAUGCAACAAAACACCGAUAGUUCUAAAAUGUAAAAGCAGGGGAAAAUAAAAGGGGUUGUAGUGGGGUGUAUUAUGUAGAUUAGCUUUCUUACUAAGUAUGGGUUUGCUUGCGUAAGAAGGCCAAUGGCUUUGUAAUGUUUGGUUAUUUGUAGGACCUAAAUCUUUCUUUUCCUCCCAGCCUGAUGUGUAAAGUAAUGAGAAGCCUUUUAAAAUUAUAGUUAGGGUUUGGGCGA
Molecule: messenger RNA, 1419 nt
Organism: Malus domestica (apple)
Lineage: Eukaryota; Viridiplantae; Streptophyta; Magnoliopsida; Rosales; Rosaceae
Product: heavy metal-associated isoprenylated plant protein 36-like
Molecular function (GO): metal ion binding
Source: RefSeq, a predicted model, not a curated record